This is a messenger RNA of Xenopus tropicalis (tropical clawed frog), 2032 nucleotides long. RefSeq names its product DDB1 and CUL4 associated factor 13 (gene dcaf13). Gene Ontology annotation, biological process: protein ubiquitination; tissue development; multi-multicellular organism process. The record is from RefSeq and is marked provisional. Gene Ontology annotation, molecular function: ubiquitin-like ligase-substrate adaptor activity. Lineage: Eukaryota; Metazoa; Chordata; Amphibia; Anura; Pipidae. Gene Ontology annotation, cellular component: Cul4-RING E3 ubiquitin ligase complex; nucleolus.
GUGGGGAAAUUGUUGACAUAGAACGCGGGUUACCAUGAAGGUGAAGGUUCUGUGCAGGAACCCGGACGAUUAUGUUCGAGAAACCAAGAGAGACUUGCAGAGAGUUCCUCGCAAUUAUGACCCAGCCCUACACCCAUUUGAAGUGCCACGGGAAUAUACAAGAGCAUUAAAUGCCACCAAGCUGGAGCGUGUCUUUGCAAAACCCUUUAUUGCCUCCCUGGACGGCCAUAGAGAUGGGGUUAAUUGCAUUGCUAAGCAUCCCAAGAGCUUAUCUACUGUGCUGUCAGGAGCCUGUGAUGGAGAGGUUAAGAUUUGGAAUUUGACGAAGCGAGAAUGUUCCAGAACAAUACAAGCGCAUGAUGGCUUUGUGAGAGGACUUUGCGUCCGGUUCUGUGGUACCUCGUUCUUUACAGUGGGUGACGAUAAGACAGUAAAGCAAUGGUCUAUGGAAAGCCCUGGUUAUGGUGAGAAAGUGGAGCCCAUACGUACAAUUCUAGGGAAGACAGUUUUUACAGGGAUUGACCAUCACAUGAAUGAUGCUAUUUUUGCCACUUGUGGGCAGCAAGUGGACAUCUGGGAUGAACAGAGGUCCGCUCCCAUGAGAUCUUAUGCAUGGGGUGUCGACAGCAUCUCAUCCAUCAAAUUUAAUCCAAUAGAGACCCACAUUUUGUCAAGCUGCGGAACAGACAGGAGCAUUGUUCUCUAUGAUAAACGCAAACCCACCCCAUUAAAAAAGAUUAUUUUGGAAAUGAGAACAAAUACCCUGUGUUGGAAUCCCAUGGAAGCUUUUAUCUUUACUGCAGCUAAUGAAAACUUCAACCUGUACACGUACGACAUGCGCUAUAUGGACGGCCCGGUGAAGGUGCACAUGGAUCACGUAUCCGCAGUUCUGGAUGUUGAUUACUCUCCUACCGGAAAGGAGUUUGUGUCUGCCAGCUUUGAUAAGUCCAUCCGAAUAUUCCCCGUGCAAAGUGGACACAGCAGGGAAGUCUAUCACACAAAGCGUAUGCAGCACGUCACCUGCGUCAGAUGGUCUGCUGACAACAAGUAUGUUCUUUGCGGCUCUGAUGAAAUGAACAUCCGUAUAUGGAAAGCCAACGCGUCAGAGAAACUGGGCCUGUUGUCACCACGAGAGAGAGCGGCACAGAACUACAACCAGAAGUUGAAGGAGAAGUUCCAUCACCACCCCCAGAUCAAGAGGAUAGCGCGUCACCGGCACCUACCAAGGUCCAUCUACAGCCAAAUAAAGGAGCAGCAAAUUAUGAGGGAAGCCCGUCGCAAGAAGGAUGUAAAUCGUCGGAAACACAGCAAGCCGGGCUCUGUGCCAAUCCCGUCGGAGAAGAAGAAGCACGUGCUGGCUGUUGUGGAAUAGCACAAACUGCUGAUACUGACUUACUGUUGUACAUCUCCCGCAUCCCGCUGCUCUUCUGGGCAAUAUAGUGCGGGUCGUUGUGGCCUGGGAAAAGGACUUGACAUGCCCAUGGAUGGGAGGGGGCUGGUUUCAGGUAUCCAGUAAAAUCUGAAUGGACCUUUCUUGGAAUCGCCCUGAGAAUGUUUUUUUUUUUUUUUUUCAUCAAAUUAGAAUUGUGUGCAAGGUUAUAGGAGGGUUAAGGAAAUACAGAUCACUCGAAUAGAAGGUGUAGUCUAAAUAUGGAGGGCUUAUUUUUAAUCCUUCCUGCCUGGUGGCCCCCAGCAGAGUAAAAGGGGCCCAUUCCUUUGUCCCCACAAGACCUGAACAAGAAAGAGCUCUCUGAAAAAACAAUUCCAGAGAUUUAGUUGGUAGAUAUGUGGAGGAGGAAAGGGAAAGAUAUUUCUGUAGAAGAGGAGAAAUGGAGGUGUUAGGCUAUAACACUUUCUCACCAGUUCACAUUCAUCUGACUUUUAAAAUCCCACCCUUCCCUUUGUUACUUCUAAAAAUAUGUUUGUUUUCUUCUCCCUGCCCUCCUAUUCUUUAUCCAAACUGCCUGCUGCUAAGGGAUGCAGGGAGUUAUAGCUGGAUGGGGGGCACAUAAUAAAGAACCUUGCAAUGUUA